Molecule: messenger RNA, 1349 nt
Organism: Hordeum vulgare subsp. vulgare (domesticated barley)
Lineage: Eukaryota; Viridiplantae; Streptophyta; Magnoliopsida; Poales; Poaceae
Product: succinate dehydrogenase [ubiquinone] iron-sulfur subunit 1, mitochondrial
Exons: 2
Coding region: 86-1138 (350 amino acids)
Biological process (GO): translation; aerobic respiration; respiratory electron transport chain
Cellular component (GO): mitochondrion; ribosome
Molecular function (GO): 2 iron, 2 sulfur cluster binding; structural constituent of ribosome; electron transfer activity
Source: RefSeq, a predicted model, not a curated record
CACCUUCCCCUCUCCUACCUCCCAAAAAUAAAGGAGAAAAAGGAGAGAGAGAGAGAGAGAGAGAGAAACGCGAAACCCCAAAUCGAUGGCCGCCGCCGCCCUCCUCCGCCGCUCGCCGGCGGCGCGCGCCCUCCUUUCGCCGGCCCUCUCCUCCCGCCUCGUCGCCUCCAAGCCCCAUUCCUCUUCCCCCGCGCCGCCGCCGCCCUCAUCGAAGCCUGCUAGCACCAAGACCUUCUCGAUCUACCGCUGGGACCCGGAUUCCCCGUCGACGAAGCCCCACCUCAAGGACUACAAGGUGGACCUCUCCGACUGCGGCCCCAUGGUGCUCGACGCGCUCCUCAAGAUCAAGAACGAGCAGGACCCGUCCCUCACCUUCCGCCGGAGCUGCCGCGAGGGCAUCUGCGGCAGCUGCGCCAUGAACAUCGACGGCGACAACGGGCUGGCCUGCCUCACCAAGAUCUCCUCGGAGGCGGCCGGUGCCUCCACGAUCUCGCCGCUCCCGCACAUGUUCGUCGUCAAGGACCUCGUCGUCGACAUGACCAACUUCUACAACCAGUACAAGAGCGUCGAGCCGUGGCUCAAGCGCAAGGACCCGGCGUCGGCCGGAGGGAAGGAGAUCUACCAGUCCAAGGCCGACCGCGCCAAGCUCGAUGGCAUGUACGAGUGCAUCCUCUGCGCCUGCUGCUCCACAUCCUGCCCGUCCUACUGGUGGAACCCAGAAGAGUAUCUCGGCCCCGCAGCGCUGCUCCAUGCCAACAGGCUUCCGCUGUGGGGGACGCUAAUGAAACCAAAACCCAGCAUGUUCAUGCACGUCCAAGCUCGAGGAUAUCAUGGGGUCUCAGAGAAGAGAAACAUGCGUGAUCACAAACGUAGAUUGCUUGCAGCAAAAUAUGAGCUGAGAGGAAAGCUUUAUAAGUCUGUCUGUAGGGACCCUGAUCUUCCAUCAGAUAUGCGGGAUAAGUUUCGCUAUAAGUUGUCCAAGCUGCCAAGAAAUAGUAACAUGACACGUCUUAGAAACCGCUGUAUUUUCACGGGCCGCUCUCGUGGUGUCUACCAAAAAUUCCGCAUGUCUCGUAUCGUGUUCCGUACCUUGGCAAAUAAGGGUGAACUGAUGGGUGUUAAGAAAGCAUCUUGGUAGAUGUUAACAGAUGGGUAGAAGAAAGAACUAGCUCUUCAGUAGGCCAGCAAAAUAAGGUUGCCCUCUUUCAGUGUUUGAUUCCUGAAACUAUCUGUCAAGUUUUUUUACUGCCAGCAAACGGCAUGGUUUUCUCUUUAUUUAGUUGAGGCAGUGUAAUGUACUGUUUUUCAUGCUAUUCAGCAUUUAUGAAGCUAAAGAUUCUAUUGUUCAA